This is a messenger RNA of Bombina bombina (fire-bellied toad), 1669 nucleotides long. Its product is annotated as zinc finger protein 383-like. Gene Ontology annotation, biological process: negative regulation of transcription by RNA polymerase II. The record is from RefSeq and is a predicted model, not a curated record. The transcript is spliced from 7 exons. NCBI's taxonomy places the organism in Eukaryota, Metazoa, Chordata, Amphibia, Anura, Bombinatoridae. The coding region runs from base 172 to 1152 and encodes 326 amino acids. Gene Ontology annotation, molecular function: DNA-binding transcription repressor activity, RNA polymerase II-specific.
CGCCGGUUCUUUAGCAGGAUGGGAACUAGUUGGUAUCAUCUGAACGCUCAAAAUGGUGGCUUAAGGAAGGCAAUUAUAAGAACGUCAGUGUUACUGUGAGUGACAAGGUGAGUACAUGUUACUCAGUGUCACACAUGUCAUUAAAGGACCAGAACCCGUUCUUGGAGUGUUAUGGCUGAUUCACAUGUGACCAACAAGAACCAAACCUCAGAGAUCUACAUGCUGAAUGGGGAGGAGCAAAUGGAGUUUGAUGAAGUUGCUGUUUAUUUCUCGGAAGAGGAGUGGGUCUGUUUAACUGAAGAACAAAAAGAGCUUUAUAAGGAUGUGAUGAUAGAGAAUUACUGGACCCUCAGGUCUCUAGGAUAUGUUCAUGUGAAACCUUUACUUGUUACAAAGAUUGAGCACAGAGAGCAGCCGUAUUUGUGCAGCUUUCCAAUUACCAAAGAUGAUGUUAAGACUGAAGUUACACUUAAAGCUGAACAAACAGAUGAUCUGUAUAUAGAGAAACUGGAAGUUGUGAAACAGGAAAUCGAGGACAAUAUCAGUACAGGUUAUGUUAAGACUGAAGUUACACUUAAUGCUGAACAUACAGAUGAUCUGUAUAUAGAGAAACUGGAAGCUGUGAAACAGGAAAUCAGUGAUGAUAUAAUUACAGGUACAAUCACAAACUGCAGUUAUCCUGUUUAUGGCCAGAGCGCAGAUGCUUCUUUUAAUCGGUUUCAAAAUCAAAGAACACACUUGGCAAAUCUAUGUUCUGAAUGUGGAAAAUGUUUUACCAAGAAGUCGCAUCUUAAUAGACAUCAGAAAAUUCAUACACAAGAGAAAGCAUUUUCAUGUCUUGAAUGUGGAAAAUGUUUUAAUCAGAAAUCAAAUCUUCUUGGUCAUCUGAAUAUUCAUACAGGACAGAAAGUGUAUUCCUGUUCUUUAUGUGGGAAAGAUUUUACUUUUAAAUCAAAUCUUAAUAGACAUCAGAAAGUUCAUUCUGGACAAAAAGCGUUUUCAUGUUCUGAAUGUGGGAAAUGUUUUACAUAUAACUCCAAUCUUAUCAGUCAUCGGAAAAUCCAUACAGGGCAGAAAGAAUUUUCAUGUUCUGAAUGUGGGAAAUGUUUUACCAAGAAAUCAAAUCUUAUCAGUCAUCUGAAAGUUCAUUAGGACUGAAAGCAAUUUCAUGUUCUGAAUAUGGGAAAUGUUUUGCUUUUUAAUCACAUCUUAUUAGGCAUUUGACAAUCCAUACAGGAGACAACGAAUUUUCAUGUUCUGAAAGUGGGAAGUCUUUUCUUAGGAAAUCAGAUAUUAAAGUGAUUGUAAAGUUUAAUGAAUUAAAGCCCAGUAUCUAAAAAUAAUCUUAAAAACAGGGGCACUUUAAUUCAUUAAACUUUACAAAGACGCUUCUUUUUUUAAAUACUUACCAUUUUGUUACGGUAAACAUAAUGCCGAUCCUCCAGCCGCAUCUCCUUCUAUAUUGAGCAUAUCGAUGAUGAAUCCUGCAUCCUCCAAUCAUUCUGUGCCACCUUUGGCAUCCAGCUCGUGGGGCCACGCAACAAUUGGAGGAAGCCGGAUUAGUCAUCCAUAUGCUAAAUACUGAAGUAGAUGCGGGCGGAGGAUCGCGGUAUGUUUACCGUAACAAAAUGGUAAAAAUUUAAAAAAGAAACCUCUUUGUAAAUUUUAA